AUGGCACCCGAAAUGCAAUCGUUCUAUACCCCCUCCACGUCGAACCAUAUCUCCUCCCACGGCACGGCGGCCGUCGACGAGCUCAUCACCAAAUAUUCUUCCUCCAUGUCCUCCACCUCUUCCGGGGCUUCCAGCGCCAGCAGCUUCCCCGCGCGAAAUAAACGUCGGAAUGUCGUGCUGCGGUGUCUCGACCGCGUCCGCCUGGAAUAUUACCGCUACGAGGUCACUUUCGGGCUGUACGUCAUGACCCCCGGCGAGAAACUCGUGGCCAACUCGUUUGUCUUCGUCGUCUUGUCGCUGCUGUUCUGGGCCCUGUUGCUCUACUUCCCGACCUUGCUGUACCAGAAGUUGACCCGCCUCGUCUGGCUGUUGACGGGUCACAGCAGUCAAGAGAUGGGCGCUGCGCUGGGGAUCCUCGACACCCAUGUCACUUCCAUCUCGGCCCUUCACUCUCGGUAA
This is a messenger RNA of Aspergillus campestris IBT 28561, 459 nucleotides long. RefSeq names its product serine palmitoyltransferase small subunit family protein. The record is from RefSeq and is a predicted model, not a curated record. The transcript has a single exon. Bases 1 to 459 code for a protein of 152 amino acids. NCBI's taxonomy places the organism in Eukaryota, Fungi, Ascomycota, Eurotiomycetes, Eurotiales, Aspergillaceae.